GGGUCCCCUUGGCGGAGCGUGGAGCUCGGGGCAGCGGAGCGCCGCAAGUGGUGGAGGAUGACCAAGAGGCCUCAAGGGACCUCCGCGCAGUAAUGCCAAUAUGAUGUUUCACUCAAAUCGAAUGUGGAGCUGCCAUUGGAAAUGGAAGCUGUGUCCCCUCCCUCACCUUCUCUUCUUCUUGGCCCUGUGUGUCAUUUGCGGUCCUCACUCAGUGCGAGGAUGUGCCAACUGCAGGGUCGUCCUGUCCAGCCCGUCUGGGACCUUUACUUCUCCGUGCUACCCCAACGACUACCCUAACAGCCAGGCUUGCAUGUGGACCCUGCGAGCCCCCACUGGCUACAUCAUUCAGAUAACGUUUAAUGACUUUGACAUUGAAGAAGCUCCCAAUUGCAUUUAUGACUCAUUAUCCCUUGAUAAUGGAGAGAGCCAGACUAAAUUUUGUGGAGCAACAGCCAAAGGACUAUCAUUUAACUCAAGUGCGAAUGAGAUGCAUGUGUCCUUUUCAAGUGACUUUAGCAUCCAGAAGAAAGGUUUCAAUGCCAGCUACAUCAGAGUUGCUGUGUCCUUAAGGAAUCAAAAAGUCAUUUUACCCCAGUCAGUAGAUGCUUACCAGGUAUCUGUUGCAAAGAGUGUCUCCAUUCCAGCGCUCAGUGCUUUCACGCUGUGCUUCGAAGCAGCCAAAGUUGGCAAUGAAGACAGUGACUGGGUGGCGUUCUCUUACUCGGAUGCAUCCCUCGAACCCUUGCUCACUUUUGGAAAGGCCAAUGGUGACUACUUCCUAAAUAUUUCUGGCUCAAAAUGCUGGCUGAAUAGCGCAUUACCUGUGAAAGAUAAAGAAGACAUUUUCACUGAAAGCUUUGAGCAGCUCUGCAUGGUUUGGAAUAAUUCUUUAGGCUCUGUCGGUGUCCAUUUCAAAAGAAUCUACGAAAUGGUCCCGUGUGAUUCUACCAUUAGUAAAGUCAUUCCUGGGAAUGGGAAAUUGUUGUUGGGCUCCAAUAAAAAUGAAAUUGCCUCCCUAAAAGGGGAUAUUUAUAACUUUCGGCUUUGGAAUUUUACCAUGAAUUCGAAGAUCCUCUCCAACCUCAGCUGCAAUGUGAAAGGGAACGUGGUUGACUGGCAGAAUGACUUUUGGAACAUCCCAACCCUCGCUCUGAAAGCUGAAAGCAACCUAAGCUGUGGUUCCUACCUGAUUCCGCUCCCGGCAGCAGAACUAGCCAACUGUGCAGAACUGGGGACCCUCUGUCAAGCUACUGUAAACUCUGCUAGUACUACACCACCCACUGUCACCACUAACAUGCCUGUUACUAAUACAGUCGAUAAUCAAAUGAAUGAUGGAAUUAUAUAUAGAAUAUCCAUAGUGAUUCAAAAUAUCCUUCGUCACCCUGAGGUCAAGGUACAGAGCAAGGUGGCAGAAUGGCUCAAUUCAACCUUCCAGAAUUGGAACUACACUGUUUAUGUGGUUAAUAUCAGUUUUCACCUGAGCACGGGAGAGGACAAGAUUAAAGUCAAAAGAAGCAUUGUGAAUGAUCAAAGAUUGAUGAUUUGGGCCCUUCUAGUUUACAAUGCUACCAAUAAUGCCAACUUAGAAGGAAAAACCAUUCAACAGAAACUUUUAAAAAAUAAUGAGUCCCUGAAUGAGGGCCUGAGGCUCUACACGGUGAAUGUGAGGCAACUGGGUAUUUGUGCUGCGGUGGAGGAACCCACAGGCUUUUACUGGCCAGCUAUCCCACCUUCUGAGUACAGCCAUCCGUGUCCAGACAAGCCUGGCUUUUCUGUUACACGGAUAUGUUACCGCAAUCCUUCCAACACUUCAUUAGCCGAGUGGGGGCCCCUCGAUUUAUCCAACUGUACAAAGGAAGUAAAUGAAGUUGCUAAUCAGAUUUUAAAUUUAACUGCUGAUGCCCAGAACUUAACCUCAGCCAAUAUCACCAACAUUGUAGAACUGGUCAAAAGAAUUGUGAAUAGUGAAGAAAACAUUGAUUUAACACUCGGCUCGACUCUAAUGAAUAUAUUUUCUAAUAUCUUAAGCAGUUCAGAUAGUGACUUGCUUGAAUCUUCUUCUGAGGCUUUAAAAACAAUUGAUGAAUUGGCCUUUAAGAUAGACCUAAGUAGCACCCCGCAUGUGAAUAUUGCGACUCGGAAUUUGGCUCUUGGAAUAUCGUCCCUGAACCCAGAGACGAAUGCAAUUUCAAAUUUUAGCAUUGGUCUUCCAAGCAAUAAUGAAUCAUAUUUCCAGAUGGAUUUUGAGAGUGAACAAGUGGAUCCACUGGCUUCUGUCAUUUUGCCUCCAAACUUACUUGAAAACUUAAGUCAAGAAGAUUCUGUAUUAGUUAGAAGAGCACAGUUUACUUUCUUCAACAAAACUGGACUUUUCCAGGAUGUGGGACCCCAAAAAAAAACCUUAGUGAGUUAUGUGAUGGCAUGCAGUAUUGGAAACAUUACUAUCCAGGAUCUAAAGGACCCCGUUCAAAUUAAAAUCAAACAUACAAGAACUCAGGAAGUGCAUCGUCCCAUCUGUGCCUUCUGGGAUUUGAACAAAAACAAAAGUCUUGGAGGAUGGAACACGUCAGGGUGCAUUGCGCACAACGAUUCAGAUGCAAGCGAGACCAUCUGCCUGUGUAACCACUUCACACACUUCGGAGUCCUGAUGGACCUUCCAAGAAGCGCCUCACAGAUCGACGCAAGAAACACGAAGGUCCUCACGUUCAUCACCUACAUCGGCUGUGGAGUAUCUUCCAUCUUUUCAGCGGCAACCCUGCUGACAUAUGUUGCUUUUGAAAAACUGCGAAGGGAUUAUCCCUCCAAGAUCCUGAUGAACCUGAGCACAGCCCUGCUGUUCCUGAACCUGACCUUCCUCCUGGAUGGCUGGGUCACCUCCUUCGGCAUGAAGGGACUCUGUGUUGCAGUGGCUGCUCUCCUCCACUUCUUCCUUCUGGCAACCUUUACCUGGAUGGGGCUGGAAGCCAUUCACAUGUACAUUGCUUUAGUGAAAGUAUUCAACACUUAUAUUCGCCGGUAUAUUCUAAAAUUCUGCAUCAUAGGCUGGGGUUUACCUGCCUUGGUGGUGUCCAUUAUUCUGGCAAGCAAAAAUCAAAAUGAAGUCUAUGGAAAAGAAAGCUACGGGAAAGAGCAAGGUGAUGAAUUCUGUUGGAUUCAGGACCCAGUGGUGUUUUAUGUGGCCUGUGCCGGGUAUUUUGGAGUCAUGUUUUUCCUCAACGUCGCCAUGUUCAUUGUGGUGAUGGUGCAGAUCUGUGGGAGGAAUGGCAAGAGAAGCAACCGGACCCUGAGAGAAGAGGUUUUGAGGAACCUGCGCAGCGUGGUCAGCCUGACCUUCCUGCUGGGCAUGACUUGGGGUUUUGCUUUCUUUGCCUGGGGACCCUUAAAUAUAGCUUUCAUGUACCUCUUCUCCAUCUUCAACUCACUACAAGGAUUAUUUAUUUUUAUCUUCCACUGUGCAAUGAAGGAGAAUGUCCAGAAGCAGUGGAGACGACAUCUCUGUUGUGGCCGAUUCCGAUUAGCAGAUAAUUCAGAUUGGAGCAAGACAGCUACCAAUAUCAUCAAGAAAAGCUCUGACAAUCUAGGAAAAUCUUUGUCUUCAAGUUCCAUUGGUUCUAACUCAACCUAUCUUACAUCCAAAUCUAAAUCCAGCUCUACCACCUAUUUCAAAAGGAACAGCCACACCGACAGUGCUUCCAUGGACAAGUCCUUGUCAAAACUGACCCAUGCUGAUGGAGAACAAACAUCAAUCAUCCCUGUCCAUCAGGUCAUUGAUAAGGUCAAGGGUUAUUGCAGUGCUCGUUCAGAUAACUUCUAUAAAAACAUCAUCAUGUCAGACACCUUCAGCCACAGCACAAAAUUUUAAUGUCUUUAAUAUAAGAAAAAGGAAAAUCAGUUUCCAGAAGUGUGAAGAUCUGCAUGCAGUGUAAACCAUGACUAGCAGAUAUAAAUGUGCUAUUACCUAGGUAACUGCAUACAGAUGAGGGGUGUGCUUUGUUAAGAAGGCUUUUGUGAAAUUUACAAUUCAUCAUUUCAGUAUAUUUCUUCCAAGGGGGACUUUCCAUAAUCAGUGAACUUCAGUACUGAGAGCAAUAUGACUCAGUAAGCCAGGGAGAUAUUAUUUUUUGAAUGUAUGAUUGAAUCAAACUAAUCAGAACUCAGGGGAAGGUACUAAAAUUAGACAACAGGGGAGGGAACAAAGCCAAGGACAAACUCUAGUUUAGAUUCAUCUACCAACCUCCUGGUGAGGCCUGGAUGUAGCCAUUUUUAUAUCACCUUUCUCAACAAUCAGAAGUAUAAUAAUAUUUGUAACAGUUUUGGAUGCCAACAGAUUUCUUCCAGAGCUACUUUCUGUGAAUGCAUCAGCAUUUUUUUUCUUUUUCAAUGAAAU
This is a messenger RNA of Marmota flaviventris (yellow-bellied marmot), 4387 nucleotides long. RefSeq names its product adhesion G protein-coupled receptor G6 (gene Adgrg6). Gene Ontology annotation, biological process: adenylate cyclase-activating G protein-coupled receptor signaling pathway; heart trabecula formation; cell surface receptor signaling pathway. Gene Ontology annotation, molecular function: G protein-coupled receptor activity; laminin binding. The record is from RefSeq and is a predicted model, not a curated record. Lineage: Eukaryota; Metazoa; Chordata; Mammalia; Rodentia; Sciuridae. Gene Ontology annotation, cellular component: plasma membrane.